UGAGCAGGCGCGCUGUUGUCAAACUGACAGUGGUCAAAAGGUGUGAAAUAUCGCGAAAAAGCAAAACACGAUUACGUGAAUAGAACAAGCCGUGCUACACCGACGUAAAGAUGGCAGCGUCGUCUCAGGCUAGCCGCGGUCUUACGGCCCUUUUCAAGCGCGGAUGGAACGAAAUUCCCGAAGUGGUCGGUUCGUCAGUGAUCGCGCUAAUCGGAAUCGGUCUCAGUGUGGUCGGAUUGACCAACUACUACCGCAAAGACGCCGACAACCGCCGUUACAAGCUGACAUACGUUGUGAUGCGUCCGGACGAUCCACGAGCGGCACGCAUUCGCCAAGAUUAGAACGUACGAAAUGGUUGCUGCUACACGGUCCUAGAUCAUAAAUAAAUUGUGUGGCUCCACACAUGUAACAUACUCCUGUACAUUGC
Molecule: messenger RNA, 427 nt
Organism: Anopheles maculipalpis
Lineage: Eukaryota; Metazoa; Arthropoda; Insecta; Diptera; Culicidae
Gene: NdufA3
Exons: 2
Coding region: 111-341 (76 amino acids)
Source: RefSeq, a predicted model, not a curated record